AUGGUAGAAAUGGAAGAGCCUGUUGAUGUAUCUUACUAUUUAGGAUCGCAGGUGGCGCAAAAUCAAAACUCUCUCGAUAUACCUGUGACUAAUGGUGAAAUCGUUAGUAUUAAUUUGCAUGAUGAAUUACCUGAAGACCCUAACGAAAUCAUAAGCUUUUUAGAAAAUGAGAGCUGUCCCUUGAAGUUCUGGAUUUCCAUUGCCUUGGCGUAUAACUCUCUUAGCAAGAUUGAUGAGUCUUUUGAGAUCGUGAAAACAGCAAUCGAGUCGAAACAAUUUCUGCAAGAGGAUAUAUCGUCUCUUCAUACUCUCAAGGCAUGGUUGUACCUUAAACUUGUCAGCCAAGGUAUAAACAAAGAAAAGAAUUUAUCUGAUGCUUCAAAGGAGUUAAAUAUGGUUGUGGGAGGUCUGGGAAAUGAUGUGUCCUUCCUAUCAGCGCAAGCGGUUUUACAUAUAUUUAAAGGUCAGCUUGAGAGGGCUCAGGACAUUUUCGAACGCUUAAUCAAAAUAAACCAGAGCAAUUGCUUUGCACUCCUAGGUAAAGCCCAAAUUCUUUUGAAAAAAACCAAAAACUACUCAGGAGCGUUGAAAAUUUAUCAACAAGUACUUGUCUUAAAUCCUUUAAUGCGGCCAGACCCAAGAAUUGGUAUUGGGUUAUGUUUCUGGUUUCUCAAAGAUGAAAAAAUGGCAGUCCAGUCUUUUGAAAGGGCUUUGGAUAUUGACCCAGAAAAUCUCAAAGCCAAAAUAUUACUUAACUUGGCACAUUUCAAUAAUAGUUUUAACAAUUCACUAAGCGAUGAUGAGUUUAUUAAAAAUUAUGAACAAUGCUUGCGAGAGAUCUCAUCGAAUUAUGAACUGAGUCCUGAAGAUAGUGUGGUCUUAUUAACUUUAGUGACUUACUACUUUUCUAAAGAGGAUUAUACCUUGACGGAAAAAUUACUUAAUAAGAUUGUUUUUAAAGUUACUGGCAGCUCAAACUUGGUGAAAUUCAGUAAAUUUUCCCAGUUAUCAAAGUUCGAAUCAAUUAUUUUAUCUCAAUGUGCAUUUUGGUUAGGUAGAAUUUCUUUCAUUAGAGCCGAUUUUACGCAAUCUCAGAAGUUUUUUCAUGAGUCUAUCAAGCUAGAUGAAAACAAUUUACUUGCAAAACUAGGAUUGGGCCAAUCACAGGUUAGUCGGGGAUCUAUUGAAGAAGCAACUAUUACUUUUGAAUCAAUUUUGAAAACGAAUCCUAAAUGUCUCGAAGUCAAUUAUUCUCUUGGAUUACUUUAUUCCGAACAUAAAUCAAGAAAAAAACAAGAACAAGCUAUUAUAAUACUCGAAAGAUAUUUGAGAUUAUCUAACAAUCGUGGGAUCUCUUCUUCAAAGAAUGAUGAAGGAUUGGAGUUUUUGAAUAAGGAACCUGUAGCUUUGAACGCUUAUUUAGUCUUGAGUAAACUCUACGAGAAUAGAGAUAUUAAUCAGGCAUUAAACUAUUUGAAGAAGGCAAUUGACUCCAGAGGAGAAAUGGGACAGGAGGCACCUUUAGAGGUCUAUAAUAAUAUAGGAAUUUUCAACUUCUUAAAACACAAUACUGAGGAUGCCUGUUUUUAUUUUAGGGAGGCUCUUAAUAAGUUGGGUUUGUCUAAAACCUUCAUCUCUGAGGAUGGUCAACCUGACUUGUAUUUACCAGAGGACCUUAAGGUGACUUUAAACUUUAAUAUAGCCCGAUCUGCUGAAGCUGAUAAUGAAGUUGAGUCUAUUGGGACAUAUAAGGCAAUAUUGAAAGAAUGUCCCAACUAUUUCUCUGCAAAAUUAAGGUUAUUGUUUUUGGACUGUAUUUCAUCUAACAAUUCUCCGAAGAAGGAUAUUAAAGAUGAAAUCGAACAUUUGUUGGAAGUAAACGCAUCGAAUAUAGAAAUCCGCUCUUUUUAUGGAUGGUUUGCAAAGAACUUCGGUAAGAAGUUGGGCAUGAAACCUGAUGCAGACACUAAUCAUCAAAAAGAGACAUUAGUUGAGUACGAUUCACAUGAUUGUUAUGCAUUAAUUUCGUUGGCUAAUAUAUAUUGUUUGAUGGCAAGAGACAUCAAGUCGUCAGGGGCAGAUGAGAAGAAGAAGAAGUAUUAUAUUCGAGCAGUAGAGUUAUUCGCUAAAGUCCUUUCGGUUGAUCCUAAAAAUGUAUUUGCCGCACAGGGUUUGGCGAUAGUCUAUAUUGAAAACAAGGAGCUUAACAAAGGUUUGGAUAUUUUGAGAAAAAUUAGGGACUCACUCGAUGACUUAUCUGUUUAUUUGAAUUUGGGCCACGUAUUGGUAGAUCUUAAGCAAUAUGGUAAAGCAAUUGAAAGUUACGAAAUAGGAUUGGCAAGAUAUACUAAUGGCUCCGAUCUGAGAAUAUUAUCUUUUCUUGGAAGAGCUUGGUACUUAAGAGGCGUUUCUGAGAAAAACAUUUCUGCCCUUAAAAAGGCACUAGAGUUCUCUGAAGAGGCUUACGAGAACUUCAAUGGAUCAAAAUCUUCUCUAAGAUUUAAUAUUGCGUAUGUUCAGUUUCAAAUUGCUGAGGUUAUUACGAAAUUGCCAAUUGAGCAAAGAAAUGUAGAAGAUAUCAAGGAAGCCUUAAUUAAUUUGAAUUCCGCAAUUACAACCUUGAAUUCUUUGGCCUCAGACGAUGAACCUUACGCACCUUAUCCUAAGGCUGAGCUUAAAGCAAGGGCAAAUCUUGGAACAAACACCUUACUCAACCGUUUGAAUUCGUGCUUACAAGAAACUACCGAUAAUAUAUCAAGCAUAGAAAAUAGGUUGGAAGAGGCUAAAAGAUUCAGAGAAGAGGAAGAACAAAAGAAAUUGAAAGAAGAGGAGGAACAUUUGGCCGCCAGAAGAUUGAAAGACGAAGAAUUAGCAAAAGAGAGGGCGAAGUUACAGGAGCAAGCUCAGCAAUGGGCUGAGGAAGCUAGAAUGGAUGUUGUGGUGGAUAAGGAAGACGAUGGUUUAUUCGAUGAAGAAGUUGCAAAGAAAUCAGUCAGUAAAACAAAGUCACGCUCCAAAUCUAAGAAGAGUCGUAAGAAGGCAGUGGUAGAUGAUAGUGAGGAUUCAACUACGUCUGAGUCUGAUAUAGAACCAAACAGUAAGUCUAAACCAGAAAAUGCAGGAAAACUUAAGAGGAAAGGUGAAGUUGAAGCUGAUGAUAACGUCCCCUCCAAGAAAAAGAAAUCUUAUUUAUCGAAAGAGAUUAUAGAGGACAGUGAUGAGGAUCUCGAUGAUGAUUUGUUUAACGAUGACAAAGAGCAAAAUAAUGUUGCAAACGAUCUAGAGGAAAACAAAGAAGAAAAUGUAUAG
Molecule: messenger RNA, 3309 nt
Organism: Priceomyces carsonii
Lineage: Eukaryota; Fungi; Ascomycota; Pichiomycetes; Serinales; Debaryomycetaceae
Exons: 1
Coding region: 1-3309 (1102 amino acids)
Biological process (GO): transcription elongation by RNA polymerase II; regulation of DNA-templated transcription
Cellular component (GO): Cdc73/Paf1 complex
Molecular function (GO): RNA polymerase II complex binding
Source: RefSeq, a predicted model, not a curated record